Molecule: messenger RNA, 36544 nt
Organism: Trachymyrmex septentrionalis
Lineage: Eukaryota; Metazoa; Arthropoda; Insecta; Hymenoptera; Formicidae
Gene: sls
Product: titin
Exons: 75
Coding region: 323-35683 (11786 amino acids)
Molecular function (GO): protein binding
Source: RefSeq, a predicted model, not a curated record
AGAAUCACGGGGACAAGACUUUUGACGAUGACUUGAUUCUGCAGACUGAUUGAACUGAGCCGCGGUUACCAGCAAAACUGCGCGUUUUGCAGAGUAAAGCGAGAUAAGUGCGAGUGAUUUGCUUCAAAUUCGUCGUUGUGCAUCAAGAGUUUGUUUGUUAAAUCUCAGGUGACCAAACACAACGUUGAGAGAGAAGAAAGGAGAUCUUUUCAGAUAUUCCUCAGAUUAAUUAGCAGUUUACUACUAAUAAGUCAUAUAGUUGGCCACAAUUUUGCCAUCCGAACGACUCACGACUUACGAUUAUUGAAUUUCUCGAUCCAAGAUGAAGCGACAACAAUUUCAAGAAUCGCAGACGCAACAACAGCAGCAACAAGCUAUCGUGCAAGAACAACAACAACAACAACAACAGUACAUUCAGCAACGAACGGAAAGACAAGUCACGCGACAACAGAUCACCAGUCAGCAGAGAGUUCAAGGAGAGGUCGUUAUGCAAACGACGCCAACGGUACCAGUAUUUACGGGUAAACCCGGAGAUCCUUCACCACCGAUUUUCGAGCGAAUCUUCAAAAAUGCGAGAUUCGCGCAAGGAGGUAACGCGAUUUUUGAAGGUUGUGUUCGAGGUAAUCCGAGACCAUCAGUUUCUUGGACACACAAAGGGAUGCCAUUGCUAGAAUCACGAAAGAUUCGAAUGUCUUAUAAUGAAAAUUCUGGAAUUGUCACACUCCAAAUUAAUCAGAUCGGUCCGGGGGACGAGGGCGAGUACACAUGCAAUGCAAAGAACCAAUAUGGCGAAGCUAUUUGCUCAGUUUACAUACAGCCAGAGGGAUUUGGUCCUCCAGCGCAACAACUAACAGAUAGUUACAAGAAAGAAUUUUCGCAAAGUUUUCAAACUAGCGACCAGAAAAUGCAAAGUGGAAGUCAAAUCUUUCAACAACGCAGUUAUCAACAAAUAACCGAUAAACGAAGUUACAUCAAUGGCACAACUACAAGCAUUGAAGAUUUUAAGGUUGAUACCUUUGAAUACAGAUUGUUGCGCGAAUUGGAAUUCCGUGAAUCAAUUACUCGCCGUUUUGCGAAUGAAUCCGACUUGCAAAUUUCUACAGUAGUUGAUCGUACCCUAGGCCCGGUCGCACCUCCACAAAUUACUCAGAAACCGAGAAACUCGAAGAUCGUUGAAGGAUCGGACGCUGUCUUUACCGCAAAAAUAACUGGCAAUCCGAAACCAAGAUUAACAUGGUUCAAAAAUGGUCAGAGAAUUCGAGAUUCUCAACGACUAGAAACGAGCUAUUCAAAUCAGCAGGCUACUUUACGAAUUCGAGUCGCUCUGCCAGAAGACAGCGGUCAUUAUACAUUAUUGUCUGAGAAUCCUCAAGGUUGUACCGUUAGCUCCGCUUAUCUAGCAAUUGAAUCCAGCGAUCAAGUAGAUCAAGUUCCGUAUCAAGCGCAUCAAAGGGAAUUUAUUAAGACUCAACAAAUAGAUUCAAUCAAUGAAUCUGUUGACUCUAGCAAGGUUCUGCCACCGAAUUUCGUUCGUACCAUCACAGAUAAGGAAGCUACCGAAGGCAAAAUGACGCGAUUCGACUGUCGCGUAACUGGCCGUCCAUAUCCUGAAGUCACUUGGUAUAUAAAUGACCAACAAGUCGCCAAUGACAUGACUCAUAAAAUCCUUGUAAAUGAAUCUGGUAACAAUUCAUUAAUGAUCACGAAUGUGAACCGCGCCGACGCUGGCGUAGUAACGUGCAUUGCGCGGAAUAAAGCCGGUGAAACUUCUUGUCAAUGCAAUUUAAGCGUUAUCGAAAAAGAACAGGUAGUUGCGCCGAAAUUUGUCGAACGUUUUGUUACAACGGGAGUAAAGGAAGGAGAACCUGUGAUCUUUAUGGCACGUGCAGUCGGCACGCCCAUUCCACGAAUCACAUGGCAAAAAGAUGGCGUACCGAUAACGCCUUGUCCCGAAAUACGUAUAUCGAGUGAUGGUAACGGAGCUUCGACUUUAGACAUCCCAUGCGCCAAAUUUUCAGAUGCAGCCUGGUACCAGUGUACAGCGCAAAAUAUAGCCGGCUCCACCGCAACUCGAGCACGGCUCUUUGUAGAAACGCCAAAAGGAACGACCCCGGAACCAAGACGCCUGAAUUUACCCCGACCUACGAAAGUCAUCGAACCAGAACCAGCGCCUGGCCCCGAAGUAAUUUACCUGAGACAUGUGGAACGUGCGAAACCUUAUUUGCCGCCUCCUGAAGAAGACAAAAUUUAUCCUCCGCCACGUUUCAUUAUACCGCUAAAGGAUGUUCAUCAAAUUGAAGGUGGACGAAUUCACUUCGAGGCCAGAAUCGAACCGGUGGGCGACCCCACUAUGAGGGUGGAGUGGUAUGUCAAUGGCAGAACACUCGACGCAAGUUCCCGGGCGACUUCCGUCUUUCGCUUCGGUUUUAUUUCACUCGAUCUCAUUAGUAUCGUUCUUCAAGAUAGCGGCGAGUAUUUGUGCCGCGUUGUAAGCUCGACCGGAAUUGCCGAUUCUCGAGCCACCCUCAGUGUAACCCCACGUGCCACGAUUGAACAAGCAAGCCAACACCCCGACAGCCUUCAAUACAUUCAGCAGCUCGAGGAUUACAGCAAAUAUCAAAGACAGGAGAGCGUGGAGGAGACCUCUUCACAGCGGCCGGUUUUCAUCCGCCCGCUCCAGGAUCUUGGUGAGUUACAGGAAGGUCGUAACGCCCAUUUCGAGGCGCAAUUGACGCCUGUUAGCGAUCCUACCAUGAAAGUGGAGUGGUACAAGGAUGGAAAACCAAUCACAGCGAGCUCAAGAAUUACUAGCAUCUUCAACUUCGGAUACGUCUCACUCAAUAUAAUGCACCUACGGGCUGAAGAUGCAGGUUCUUAUACUGUCAGAGCUGUGAACCGCUUGGGAGAGGCCAUCAGCUCCGCGACUCUUCGUGUCUUUGCGCGAACAAGCGUAACAACAGACUUGGGUAUUCCCGAACAACUGAGAUACAUAGAGGCUGCCGAGGAAUUGGAAGCAUAUCAACAGGCGAUGCACCAAAAGUAUGUGCAGGAGCAGCCUGAAGCGAGUAGCCCACCGGAAUUUAAAUCGCCUAUUAAGGAUCAAAGUAGCAUACGAGAAGGUGGAUUCGCUCAUUUUGAAGCGCGUCUCGAACCAAUCGGUGAUGCCGACCUCCGUGUUGAGUGGCUAAAAGAUGGACGACCUGUAGAAGCUAGUUCUCGGAUUACAACUUUUUUCAAUUUCGGAUACGUGGCAUUGACCAUCAAAUACGUAACGAUACACGAUGUUGGCGUGUAUACUUGCCGAGCCUACAACAGAGCCGGUGAAGCUCACACUACCGCUCAAUUAAGUGUGAUCAGCAAAAAUGAUGUUAUUUAUGACAGCCAGCAUCCUACUGGUCUCCAAAAAAUUCAAUCUCUCGAAGAUUCGAGUAGAUAUUCACGACAGGUUCAAGAAGAAACGCAGAUUACACAAGCACCACGAUUUUUAGGUAAUCUUAAAGGUACCAAUAAGAUCGUAGAAGGUCAACGGGCGCAUUUUGAGGCACGCGUUGAACCUCAAAGUGAUCUGAGUAUGAAGAUCGAGUGGUAUCACAACGGCAAACCUAUUACUGCCGCUAAUAGAAUCCAAACGUAUCACGAUUUCGGAUACGUUUCCAUUGAUAUUCUUCAAGUUCGUCCUGAAGACGCUGGUACAUAUACCGUUGUGGCUAGAAAUUCCCGUGGAGAAGCUCGUUUAUCUGCCACCAUGACCGUAGAAACGCGUUCCAGCAUAGAUACCAGCAGCAUGCAUCGCGGAACUUAUGAAAAAACUCAACGUUUAGAAGAUUCCAAAUUUGUUGAGCCGCAGUAUCAUAUCGAAGAGAUCUCUAAAUCAAAACCAAUUUUUAUCCAGCCGUUGAGUGAUCCUAAGCCAGUUAGUGAGGGCAAAAAUAUUCACUUGGAGUGUCGUUUGGAACCGAUGGGCGAUCCUACAAUGAGAGUUGAAUGGUUCCAAAACGGACGUCCGGUCACAGUCGGUUCUAGAUUCAGAACUUACUACGAUUUCGGAUUUGUCGCACUCGAUAUAGUACACACUACCGUUUAUGAUUCUGGCGAAUAUACAGUCAGAGCUACUAAUCAUCUGGGUACCGCACAUACUUCUGCUUGCGUCAGAAUUAUCGGAAGGUCUGACAUCGUCACUGAAACACAAAAUGAACAAUCACUUGAGCAGAUACAGAUAUUGGAAGAUGCAUCAAGAUAUCGCAAAACUCAACACGAAGAUGUUACGGUGAUGCAAGCACCUCAGUUCACCCGACCUUUGCACAAUAUUGAGACGGUAGAAUUGACCAAUGUCCAUCUCGAAUGUCGCCUUCAACCAAUUGGUGAUGUUACUAUGAAAGUCGAUUGGUUCGUUAAUGGUCGACCGGUCAAAACUGGUCACCGAUUCAGACCAUCUUACGAAUUUGAUUAUGUGGCCCUAGAUAUUCUCGGCGUUUAUCCUGAAGAUUCUGGCGUAUAUACGUGCCAAGCUAGAAAUCAGCUCGGUGAAGCAAUUACUUCGUGUUCUGUAAGAGUACACGCCAAAAAAGAUUUACUUCUAGAGUCUCAACAUCCCGAAGGAUUGGAAAGAAUACAGUACUUGGAGGAUGCGUCACGAUACAAAAGGCACGAAUUAGUGGAUGAAGUCGUCAUUGUAAAGCCGAAAUUUAUUACAAAACCAAAAAACCAAGAAAAUCUUCGAGAAGGACAACAUGCACAUUUCGAGUGCAAAUUGGAGCCGGUAACGGAUCCGAAUUUAAAAGUCGAAUGGUUUAAAAAUGGUCAUCCAGUAACGAUAGGACACCGCUUUCGUCCAAUUCAUGAUUUUGGUUACGUUGCAUUGGACGUAAUUGAUUUGAUUGCCGAGGAUUCUGGAACGUACACUUGUCGUGCUGUUAAUCUGGUAGGAAGUGACGAAGUACUCUGUACUUUAACGUGUCGCUCGAGCGCACAAAUAUUAACGGACACGCAAAACGAACUUGGACUUGAACAGAUUCAUUAUCUUGAGGAUAAAUCCAAAUAUCAAAGACAAGAAGUUAUUGAAGAAACUACAACUCAGGCGCCUAUUUUCACAACUUCAUUAAAUAAUGUCGAGAUAAAAGAGGGCCAGCGAGCACAUUUUGAAUGUAGAUUAAUUCCAGUGUCCGAUGCAACAAUGAAAAUCGAAUGGUUCCAUAAUAACAAACCAGUGAAAGCAGGCUCAAGAUUCAUUGAAACAAACAAUUUUGGUUUUGUUGCUCUCGAUAUUAUGUACGCGUAUCCCGAAGAUUCUGGGACCUAUACUUGCAGAGCUAAAAAUAUUAUUGGUGAAGCCAUCACUUCUGCAACCGCUAUCGUUCACUCUAAAAAGUCAAUCUACACAGAGACUCAGAGCGAAGAAACUCUUCAACGUCUUCGCUCGUUGGAGGACACGUCUCGUUAUCAACGUAAAGCUACAACUGAGGAAAUUAUUACGCAAGCUCCUGUAUUUACGAUGCCGAUAAAAGAUCUUCGUGUUGCUGAGAAUCAAGCAGCACACUUUGAAGCACGUGUUAUUCCAGUUGGAGAUCCUAAACUCAAAGUAGAAUGGCUACGUAAUGGAGUUCCUAUUUCAGCUUCAAAUCGAGUAACGACCAUGCACGAUUUUGGAUAUGUCGCUUUAAAUAUGAAGUACGUUAAUCCCGAAGAUUCAGGCACUUAUACAUGUCGUGCUACAAACGAACUUGGAGAAGCAGUUACUUCAGCAACAUUGUUCGUUCAAUCUAAGGCAGCGUUGCAGUUCGAAUCACAACAUGAGGGCGCUUUAUCGAAACUUCAAGCCCUGGAAGAUACUACGAAAUAUCAACGUCAUGAGGAGGAGGAGAUUGUGGUAAAAGAUAAGCCAUCCUUUACGGUACAACUGAACGGACCUACCAGUUUAGUCGAAGGACAAAGCGCACAUUAUGAGUGUCGCAUAGAACCUUACCCUGAUCCCAACAUGAAAGUGGAAUGGUUUCACAAUGGCAAACCAUUAUCCACUGGUCACAGAUACAGAACUACUUGUGAUUUUGGAUUCGCAUCGUUGGAUGUAUUGACCGUAUAUGCCGAAGAUUCGGGCACUUAUGCUUGUCAAGCCACUAAUAAAUUGGGAUCGGCGAAGAGCUCGAUUAAUCUUAACGUGAAGUCUCGAGCAUCAAUUAUUCAUGACACGCAACACGAGAGCGCAUUGAAAAAAAUACAAUAUCUUGAAGAUGAUUCAAGGUAUAAACGAGUGAUCGAAGAAGAUACGAUCAUCGCUGAGAAGCCCACUUUCGGACGACCAUUGAAAAAUAUUGAGCAUCUUCCAGAAGGCAAAAACGCUCAUCUCGAAGCUACGCUGACUCCUGUGAAUGAUCCGACGAUGGUUGUCGAAUGGUUUAGAAAUGGACGUCCCAUUCCUCAAGGACAUAAAUUUAAAACAACCUACGAUUUUGGAUACGUCGCUCUCGAUAUUCUCUAUGCUUAUCCUGAAGAUUCUGGUACCUAUAUGUGCAAAGCAAGAAACGCUGUAGGCGAAGCGAUCACUACUUGCGUGAUCAGCGUGGAUUCAAAACAAGGCUUAUGUCUCGAUACGUUGGAUGCACAACGUUUGCAAAAAAUUCGAGAGCUGGAAACUGUCGAAGUUAAAGAAGAAAUAGAAAAAGAGGUUAUUCAUCAGAAACCUGUAUUUUUGACACCGUUGAACAAUCUGGAUCAUCUCAAGGAAGGCGAACACGCUCAUUUAGAAUGUCGUGUGGAGCCGAUUAACGAUCCGAACUUGAAAAUCGAAUGGUUUGUUAAUGGAGUUGCGAUUAAAACUGGUCAUCGCUUCCGUACAACACAUGAUUUUGGCUAUGUUGCUCUUGAUAUUCUUUAUACCUAUCCUGAAGAUUCUGGUACUUACAUGUGUAAAGCAACCAACCUAGUUGGAGAAGCCGUUAAUACUUGCACUAUCAAAGUCAGCUCACGACGGAGUAUUCUUUUGGAUACCCAACAUCCGGAUGGUUUAGAAAAGAUUCGAGAAUUAGAGUCUCAGGGUCAUCCUGCACGAUUAGAAAUUGAGGAACCGCCAGUAACACCACCGAGAUUUGUCUCUGAACUUAGGGGUACAACUGAAGUAUAUGAGGGGCAAACAGCUCACUUCGAGUGUCAAGUAGAGCCUCUGCAUGACGCAAAUCUAAGAAUCGAAUUCUUUCACAAUGGUAAACCAUUACCAUCGGCAGCGCGUUUCCAUGUGACUUUCGAUUUUGGAUAUGUAGCUUUGGACAUUGGUCAUGCCGUUCCCGAAGAUGCAGGACAAUAUUCCGUACGAGCGAUUAACGCGUUAGGACAAUGCGUAUCAUCAAUCGAACUUAAAGUAAUCCCAAGAGAUAACAUUAUUCUGGAUUCUCAACGGCCGGAAGGAAUGGAUAAAAUCAGGGAGCUCGAAGCCCAACAACCAUGGAAGAGACCAGAGAUUCCAGAGCCUCAAACUCGACAGCGACCAGUCUUCACGCAACCAUUGCAAAAUAUCGAUAAUAUUACUGAAGGUCACACUGCGCAUUUCGAAUGCAGACUCAUACCAGUAGGUGAUCCUAUGCUCAAAGUGGAAUGGUUUAGAAACGAAGUGCCUCUUGAGACAAGUUCGCGAAUCACAAAAGUGCAUGACUUUGGAUAUGUAUCUCUGGAUAUUGCUCACGUACGUGACAAAGAUGAAGGAGUUUACAUGUGUCGCGCAUCUAAUCCACUGGGCGAAGCGGUUACCACAGCUUCAAUGAAGAUUAAAACUAAGGCGAGCAUACAGUUAGAUACUCAGCAUCCAGAGGCCCAACGUAGAAUCGCUCAGUUAGAAGCCAAGGAAGCCGGACGACCCGAAGAACCGGAAAAAAUGUUUGAUAAACCGAUUUUCACACAGUUGCUAACUGGACCAACGGAACUUUGGGAAGGACAAAUGGCUAGAUACGAAUGCAGAGUCGUUCCUGUCGGCGACGCGAGUUUAAGAUUCGAAUGGUACAUGAACGGAGUUGAAUUAAAAAUGGGGUCACGUUUCCACGUAAAUCAUGACUUCGGAUACGUAACAUUGGACAUUCUAAAAGUUAUCCCUGAAGACUCUGGAGUCUAUACUUGCAAAGCAAUUAACAAUGCAGGAGAAGCAAUAUCGUCGAUCUCUUUGAAAGUAAAAGCGCGUUCAGCCAUCGAUUCCGAUAGCAUACAAACGGAUGCGUGGCAGAAGAUUCAAUUAAAAGAAGCAGAAAUGAAUAAAGUGCCAGAAAUGUUUGUUGAUACAACUCCGCAGCAGGCACCAGUUUUCACUAAACAUCUCGAAAGUUUCGAUAAAUUGAUAGAGGGACAACGUGUCUAUUUAGAAGCUCAGGUGGAGCCGCGGGCGGAUCCUAAUUUGAGAGUGGAAUGGUUUAAGAACGGUAUAACUCUUCAAACUGGAACGAGGCUUCGUAGUACGUUUGAUUUCGGUCUAGUAACACUAUCGAUCAACGGGCUAAGACCUGAUGAUUCCGCAAUUUAUACAUGCAAAGCAACUAAUCUUUUGGGAGAAGCGGUGUCAACUUGUAGUUUGAAAAUUGCCGAUCGUCAUUGGUUAUUGGGAGAUACUUUGCAUCCUGAUGCUCUAUCGAAAAUCGAUGCUUUGGAACAGCCUCAGAGAAUCUCUACUGAUCAACCGGAACCUACUUACGAAGAACCAGUUUUUAUCACUCAUUUAAAUAAUGUAGAGUGUAUCGAAGGUGAUAACGCUCACUUCGAAUGCAAUGUAGAACCGUCGAAAGAUCCAACUAUGAAGAUUGAAUGGUUUUUGAACAAUAAACCUUUGCCGACUGGUGCGAGAUUUAAAAGCACUUAUGAUUUUGGUUACGUGGCUAUGGACUUGACUCACGCUUACGAAGAAGAUUCUGGAGUUAUUACCGUUAAAGCUACAAAUUCAAAAGGAAGUGCACAGACAUCUGGUACUUUAAAAUGUACUAGCAAGCAAAAUAUUUAUCUUCAAACGCAACAUCCACAAGGAGAAGUCGGACUUGAGAAAGUAAAAGAAGCCGAAGAUGCUUAUCUAUCAAAAUACAGGAGACCAGAAGAAGUUCCUGAACAUGAAUAUCCUAAACCAAUCUGGACGGUGCCUCUUGGGCCUGAAUUUAAAUUGGGAGAAGCUGAACCAUUACAUCUAGAAGGACAAGUUGAGCCAAAGGAUGAUCCUAAUUUAAAGAUUGAGUGGUACUUUAAUGGAAAACCUUUAGAACAUGGUUCACGCUUUAAAAUGACUAGCGAUUUUGGAUUUGUCACUUUGGACUUAACGGACGUUUAUGAGCGUGACUCUGGUAUUUAUACUUGUAAGGCCUAUAACAAAGCAGGCGAAGCUUUCACUUCGACGACGGUUUAUUGUUCUACGAAGGAAAAUAUCAUCGAAAAGUCGCAGCAUCCCAAAGGCAAAGAAGGUCUCGAAGCAAUUCAAGAUUUGGAGGAAUCUUUGAAACGGCAAGAAGGAGCCCCUCUAGGAGAGGAAGAAGGCCAACCACCAAUGUUUACAUCGCAAUUCGAGAAUUUGACUAAUCUCUCGGAAGGAGAGAUCGCUCACUUUGAAGCAUCUCUCAUCCCUACUGGUGAUCAAACUAUGGUAGUUGAAUGGUUCUACAAUGGUAAAUCUUUAGAAGCUAGUCAUCGCACGAGAACCGUUUACGCUUUCGGCAUGGUUGUUCUCGAAGUUCUCGGUACUAAAAUAGAAGAUUCGGGUACUUAUACUUGUAGAGCCACCAACAAAUGGGGUAAAGCAGAAAUUAGCGUGCAAUUAGAAUGUAUCGACAAGUCCAAGGGACAGAAACCUAAAUUUACAACGCAAAUUCAAUCUUUGGAAGGUUUAAAGGAUGGCCAAUCAGCUCACUUUGAGUGUACCCUAAUCCCAGUAGGUGAUCCUCAUAUGAAAGUCGAGUGGUUCCACAAUGGAAAACCUCUACGGCAUUCGUCACGUUUCAAGAUGGUCUCUGAUUUCGGCUUUGUAGUUAUGGAUAUUGCCGGUGUGAUGUCUCACGACAGCGGAGAAUACGUUUGCAAAGCUAGCAAUAAAUAUGGCGAAGAUUAUACAAAAGCUACGAUCAAGUGCUUUGGCAAGAGCGGAGUUUACUUAGAUUCCCUUCAGCCGGAUUCGCUUGCUAGAAUUCGAGAACUCGAAAGUUAUACGGGAGAACAAACAACUACAUCUACGACUCCUGUCGCUGAACCACCGAAAUUUAUCACGCAGAUCGCGGACAUAACAAAACUGGUAGAAGGGCAGUCCGCACACUUCGAGGCUAGGCUGACCCCAGUGAACGAUCCCGAUUUGAAAGUCGAGUGGUAUUACAACGGCAAGAAACUUCCUCACGGCCAUCGAUAUCGCACUUUUCAUGACUUUGGUAUCGUUAUCUUAGAUAUACUCUAUUGUUACGAAGAGAAUUCUGGAGUUUACGAAUGCAGGGCCGUCAAUAAAUAUGGUGAAGAUUCUACGAGAGCAACGCUCAAAUGCUUCUCCAAAACUAAUCUUGUUUUGGAAUCGCAACUUCCAAAGGGCAUGGAAGGCGGCCUAGAAAAAAUACAAAAUCUUGAAGACUCAAUGAUACGUACGAAAGACGAAAAAAUUGUAGAAGAACGAGGCAAAGCUCCUAUGUUCACUGUACCUUUGAGUAACGUCGAUGGUCUACGAGAGGGAGAAAGUGCGCAUUUCGAGGCACGAGUAAUUCCUACGGACGAUCCAAAAUUAAAGGUCGAAUGGUUUUGGAAUGGUAAACCAUUGCGAACAGGAUCUCGCUUCCGCACAUUUUGCGAUUUUGGUUUCGUCAUUUUGGAAAUUUCUCCUAUCUACCCUGAAGACUCUGGCGAAUAUAGUUGUAGAGCAACAAAUGACUACGGUGAGGCAGUGACAACGUGCACAAUGAAGUGUACGGGCAAACGCAGUAUUAUUUUGGAAUCUCAGUUACCCAAAGGUAUGGAGAGUACAAUUGAUAAGAUUGCUGAGUUGGAAGGUCUUGGAGCUGCUUCAGGUCAGAUCAGUCUCGAGGACGAUACUGGUAGACCGCCAGAAUUUAUCACGACUCCUUCUGAUUUAACUUUGACUGAAAAUUCUCUUGCUCACUUCGAGUGCCGACUACAGCCAAUUAACGAUUCUAGCAUGAGAGUCGAAUGGUUCCACAACGGCAAGCCUCUUCUCGCUGGUAGUAGAGUCAAAACGAUUCAUGACUUUGGUUUCGUCAUUCUAGAAGUUGCAAAUUGCUAUCAACGCGAUUCCGGCUUAUAUACUUGUAAAGCCACCAAUCGUCAUGGUGAAGCCACAGUAUCAUGCAAGCUUCAAGUUCGUGGACGUCAAGGUAUCAUCCUGGAGCCUCAAUUACCGAAUAAUUUUAAAACCGGUACGGAAAGCAUUCAAAAACUGGAAGAGUCCCUAUAUAAGAAAGAUGAGAUUUUGGCGGAGGAAGAAACGCCGAAUCCACCGAAAUUCAUUGUCGAACUUAAAGAUAUUGAAGUUGAAGAAGCUGGACCGAGUCACUUCGACUGUAGAGUCGAGCCUGUGGGUGAUCCUACUAUGCGUAUUGAUUGGUUCCACAAUGGACGGCCCUUCGCAACAGGUUCUCGUGUCCAUCAAAUUAAUGAUUUUGGAUUUAUAUCAUUGGAUAUGUCGUAUACAUAUGCACGAGAUAGCGGCGAAUAUGUCUGCAGAGCUACAAACAAGUGGGGGUCUGCUACAACCAAGGCUACCAUUACUUGUAAAUCCAAGAAAACGAUAGAUUUUGAUUCUCAAUUACCAAUGGGAAUGAGCGGUGAAAAGCUAAAAGAACUAGAACGAGGACCGGUCUCUCAAGCUCCUGCGGAAGAAGCACCGCAACAACCGCCUCAUUUCAUUACGCAAAUCCAAUCGACAACUGUUGACGAGGGUGAACCAGUCAGAUUCGAAUGCCGUGUAGAGCCCAAAGAGGACUCGAAUCUACGCAUCGAGUGGUACAGAAAUGGCAAAUUGAUACCUGCUGGGCACAGAUAUAGAACGGUUUACGAUAUGGGAUUUGUGUCUAUGGAUAUCUUAUAUGUUUAUCCUGAGGAUUCUGGUGAAUAUGUUUGCAAAGCCAUCAAUAAUCUUGGAGAAGAUACCACUCGAGCUGCUGUAUCUUGCAAGAAAUUACCAAGCAUUAUUCUACAAAAUCAAGUACCAAAAGGUAUGAAAAAAUCCGAGGCCUUGAUGCAGAUGGAAGCGACAAUUAAAAAAUAUACUUCGGAAAUACAUUUAACCGAAGACGAUCUAUAUGAUGCGGAUAAAAAACAACCGCCUCGUUUUGUCACGCAGAUUCAAGAUCAGACCGAUCUUGUUGAAAUGAAUAGUACCAAAUUUGAAUGCCAAUUGGCACCUGUGGGUGAUCCAAAUAUGAAAGUCGAAUGGUUCUUUAACGGGAAACCAUUACCUCAUAAGAAUCGAUUUACGCCUAUUUAUGAUUUUGGCUAUGUAGCAAUGAACUUUGGUUGGGUUUAUCCAGAAGACAGUGGCGAGUAUUUAUGCAGAGCUACGAAUCUGUAUGGAAUGGACGAGACCAGAGCUAUAAUCAAAACUGCGGGAAAACCAGGAAUUAUCUAUGAGUCUCAACUUCCAAAAGGCAUGAAAAGCAUCGAGAAAAUUAGAGAAAUGGAAGCGGCAUGGCAAAUAGUACCCGAAGAGGAAGGUGAACAAGAAAAAGUACGCUCGGCGCCUAUUUUCGUGAGCAAACCGGAACCGGUAAUCGUCGAAGAAGGCGACUGCUCUAGAUUCUGUUGUCGAGUCACUGGUUACCCAAGACCUCGAGUUAUGUGGAUAAUCAAUGGACAUACGGUAGUCAACGGAUCCCGCUAUAAAUUAACGUACGACGGUAUGUAUCAUCUGGAUAUACCAAAGACCAGACAGUACGAUCAUGGAAAAGUUGAAGUAAUUGCAAGGAGCUCCGUUGGCGAAGCACGUACAGAAACAACUUUAACGGUGAAGCAACGAAGCGACGAUUACCGCGGUGUAUUGAAAAAUUCACCAAGGCCCUGGUACGAUUAUGGACUAACACAGUACCAGACCGAGCGGCAAAACACAGAAUUGGAGCGUGUGUUCGACGAACGUCAUCAAAGUGUUUCCCAAGGAAUCGAAAUUGCCACAGAGCAUCUUGGCACUAAAGUUAUUAAAGAACCUGAGACUGAGUGGCAAAAAUCCGUCAAGAGCAAGAAAAAUGAAGAUUAUUAUAACAAGUUGAUGAAUCUCGAAGAGGAACAAGUGCUCAAAGAGACCAGGUUAAGAGAAGCUUCGCAUCAAUUUGCUAUUCCUGGCGAUAAAGUCGUUGCACAUUCCUUAGCAAAGGGAAUGGCUCAAAAGUAUGAAGAAAGUUUAGAGGAACAACCGCAACAAGAACCUAUACAACCACCUCCAAAAUAUGUAAAAAAACCAUUUGUUACUGAAGUGGAUAUAGAUACAGAACGCGUUAAAGCCACGGGAAAAUAUCCUCCAGAACCAUCUGAAUCUACAGUUCAUGGUCGCGAAGUUCAUGUUGCGAAACAAAAACAAACACAAAAAGAAGUCAAGGGUGAUGUAGAAAUAACGAGAAAAAUUACAGCAACGGAGACAACAGAAGUAGAACAUAAAGCGAAAACACAAGAACGCGUAGUGCAAGGUCAAGUCAAACCUGCCAAACCUCCUAUUUUUACGAAGAAGAUUCAACCUUGUAGAGCAUUUGAGCAAGAACAAGCCAAAUUUGAAGUUGAAUUUGAUGGCGAUCCACUGCCAACUAUCAAAUGGUACCGCGAAGAUUUUCCUAUACAAAACUCAGCUGAUCUUCAAAUUUAUACCUUCAGCACCAAAUCGGUGUUAAUUAUCAGACAAGUUUUUAUGGAAGACUCUGGUGUCUUUUCCGUCAUCGCUGAGAAUAGAGGAGGAAAAGCCAAAUGUAGUGCCAAUUUAGUCGUAGAGGAACGCAGAAGGCAGCCUGGCCGAGGUGGCGCGAUACCACCCAGUUUCUUAUCCACAAUUCAAUCCGCUUCUGUUGCUACCGGACAACUCGCUAGAUUCGACGCCAAAAUUACCGGCACUAAACCUUUGGAUGUUUAUUGGCUCAAGAACGGCAAAAAGAUAAUAACGGAUAUCCGUUAUAAAACUUUGGAAGAAGAUAAUAUUUAUACACUUCUGAUUCUGGAGACAGUACCAGAGGACAUUGGCAAAUAUGAAUGUGUUGCGAUUAACAGUGCUGGAGAAGCGCGUUGCGAAGCGGAAUGUACUGUUCGCGGACCUCAAUCUCCAACAAAGGUCGCAAAACCUACAACACCAACAAUAGAAAAAGCGCCAACUAUUCUAGAGCCAUUAAGAGAUCAAACCAUUAAAGAAGGAACUUCAGUCGCUUUCGCUUGUAGAAUCGCAGGAAAGCCCAUUCCCACUAUACAAUGGAAGAAAGCUGAUAAGGUAAUCAAACCGUCGAAGUAUUUUCAAAUGCAAAAAGAAGGCGAUUUCUGUACCCUGAGGAUUUCUGAAGCCUUUCCCGAAGACGAAGGUGUUUAUAAAUGCAUUGCUAAAAAUUCCGCUGGUGAGGUCACAACAUCUGCCAAUCUCAGAGUUCUCGCGCCCGAUACAACUGAUGUCCUGGCAAAAUUGACUCCUUUGAAAGAUCAAAUAGUGAUAGAGGGACAACCAGCUCAAUUUAAAACUCAAGUGAGUCCGGCAAAGCCCAAGCCGACGAUUCAGUGGUAUCGAGAGGGUGCCUUGAUCCCACAGUCACCAGACUUUCAGAUGAUUCAUGAAGGGAGCAAUGCGGUGCUGCUGAUAGCAACUACCUACGAGGAGGAUACUGGCAUCUUCACUUGCCGCGCUACAACUUCAGCCGGUACCGUAGAAACAUCUGCCAAACUCAUCGUCAAAAAGAGAAAAGAAGCCUAUUACGCGGUUCCCGCGGAGACGGGUGCCAGUAUUGAAAUAGAUGCGAAACCUCAUCAAGAUUUAAAGGAAAAUAUAAUUCUGAGAUCUUUAUCUCUCGACAAAAAUGAUUUACCAUUUGAAAUACAACUUCAACCUGGUGAUGAAUCGUUGCCUUGGCGAAGAGGACGCGUUCUACCUCGAACUUAUGAUUCACUUCCAUGGCGGAAAGUACAAACAGCAUCAAGAGAUUCUUCACUGGAUAAGCUUCAAGCUUUCGAGAGUCAAAUAAAACCAUGGACCGAGGAAGAAGUAAUUUUGAAAAAAGCUCCCAAAGUUACCAAGGAUGUAACAACAGAAAGAUUAGAAGAAGUUCAGUUAAGACCGACGAAGGUUGAAAAAAAAGAUAUCCACGGAUUUAAUAUAGAACUAAUUAAGUUGAAAUCCGUGCCUAAAGAAGCAACAGAUAAAAUUAUAAUAACCGAAGAAUAUGCCAGCGAUAAUAUUACGACUGAACUUUAUAAGGAGCAAGAGGAUAAUACUCUGUUAAAAACAUCGCGUCGUUUAGAUGAAACUUUGUCGAAAAAAGAGAAACAGGAGAAACCAAGAUUAUGGUCGGAGGAACAAAUUGUUUUAAAGAAAAUAAAACCAAAGACAAAAACAACUUCCGAAUUGGACGUAGAAAAAAUAAAUUUUCUUGAACAAGAGGACACUUCUUUGCUUUCAAUUGUAAAGGAUGCAGAAAUACAAAAAUUAAAAAAAGAAAAACCUAUCACGGAGAAGGUAGAACAACCUAAGCCUUGGACGGAGGAAAAAAUCGCUUUGAAAAAGGCAAAACCGGAAAGAAAGGAAAUACCUAAGGAAAUCCUCGAAACUGUUUCAUUGAAACCUUUGCAAAUAGUAAAGAAAGAUCUCGUGGAAUCAACGUUAGAUAAGGCAGAUCUAAAACCAAUUUUAAAAGAAGAAGCUGAAGCAAUUUCAACGAUUACACGAAUUGAUGUCACUACAGACAAAAAAGAGAGAAGAGCAAGCAAAGACGUGGAUAAAACAAUCAUAGAUAAGGAAGAUAAGACAAAACCAUGGACAGAAGAAAAAAUUAUUUUGAAAAAAUCUAAACCUAUUCAAAAAGAAAUUGAAAAAGAGAUAAUAGAAACGGUACAAUUAAAGUCAUCUAAAUUUAUUAAACCAAUAUCUCCAAAACCAGAUUUGGAAAAAAUAAAUUUGAAACCUGUCAUAAAAGAAACAAAAAAUAAUAGAGAAAUCGAUAAAACUGCUGAAUACGUUGAACAAGAAGAUAUUACAUUGCUUCAAGUUUCAACUGAGAUGUACGAUGAUAUUAAAUUAAAAGCAGAUACAAGAAAAAAGUUAGUACGAGAAGAAAAACAUAUCGACGAAGAUAUUACGACGUAUAAAGAGAAAGAAGAUAUUACUUUGCUUAAAGUUACGUCAGAGCAUGAAACCAACAUUCAUAAAAAGAUAAAAAAGCAAGAGGACGUGCCACAAGAAAAGCCUCAGUCAAAGACAUGGAUGGAAGAAAAAAUAAUCUUAAAAAGGACAAAACCGGAGCAAAAAGAAAUAUAUAAAGAAACUCUCGAGGAAGUAUCAUUAAAGCCAACAUCAAGGUCAGAUAAAGUAAUAUUAAAGAAAGAAUCAAUAGAGAAAGUAGAUUUAAAACACAUCAAAAUAAAAAGUACAGACUUGACUGGAGUCGUACAGCAAGAAAACGAACCAUACCACGAAGAAGAAGAUAAAAUAAUUAUAAAAAUGGACGAAGAUAUUGAGUCUACCAAAAAAAUAAGCAGUGAGAAAAAAUCUAAAAGUAUACCAUAUACGGAAAAGGAAGAUACUACGAUCCUCGAUAUCAAUAGAACUGAUAAUAUAAUUGAAAAAUAUAAAAAAGAAGGAAUACCAUGGGUUAGAGGUAAAAAAGCAGGAGAAAAAAAAGAAGUUGAGGAAAUAAGAACACCUCAAAUAAUUAAACCUGAAGUUAAACUGGAAGAAGAUAAACCUACGGAAAUUUCCGAAGCUCCAUGGCGCCGUAAACCAAAAUCAUCAAUUCAAAAAAAGAUUUCAGAAACUGAAACUGAUAAAACAAAAUUUGACAUUAAAGAAGUAUCCAAAGCAACAUGGCAAAAAUCUGAAAAAAGUAAAACAACGAAAUCUAUUGAAGAAAAAGCUCAAAUUGAAGAUUUCACAUCUGUUGUACUAAAACCGGCAAAAUGGCACGAAAAACCGAAAGAACAAAAAAUGAUACAAGAAAUUACACUACAUUCAGCAAAACAAUUACCUAAAGAAAAAGAAGACCUCACGCAUACACCGGUGAGAAAGGAAAUAUCCAAACCAGAAACUUCACCUGAAAAAAUCGAUGAAAUUAAUGGAGAUAUAUUAACAAAAAAAAUGGACAUACCAUGGAGACGUGCAAAAAAAUUAACUCAAACUGAGCAGAAACCUGAAGAUUUACAGUUAAAACCUAUUAAAAAAAUAAUAAAACCAGAGGAAGCACAACCUGAGGAAGUUAUAUUGAAACAUGUCAGAAAACUUCCUAAAGAGGAAGAAUCAAAAGAUGAAAUCGUGUUGAAACCAGUACAAAAAGAAACAGUUGAAGAGAAACCGGAACAGGUCCGAUUGAAGCCAGUGAAAAAAAUGGACAAACCCGAAGAGCCGAAACCAGAGAAAAUUGUAUUGAAACCUGUGAGAAAACUUCCUAAAGACGAAGAAUCAAAGGAAGCAAUUACUUUGAAACCAGUGGAAAAGGAAAAAGUUGAAGAAACACUGGAGGAGAUCCGAUUGAAGCCAGUAAAAAAGACAGAAAAACCCGAAGAGCCGAAACCAGAGCAAGUUGUACUGAAACCUAUUAAAAAGCUCGUCAAAGAAGAUGUAUCAAAAGAAGAAAUUACUUUGAAACCAGUAGAAAAGAAAAAAGUUGAAGACAUACCGGAAGAGAUCCGAUUGAAGCCAGUGAAAAAGAUAGACAAACCUGAAGAGCCAAAACCAGAGCAAAUUGUAUUGAAACCUGUUAGAAAACUUCCUAAAGACAAAGAAUCAAAAGAAGAAAUCACUUUAAAACCAACGGAAAAGGAAACAGUUGAAGAAACAUCAGAGAAGAUUCGAUUAAAACCAGUGACAAAAAUGGAUAAACCCGAAGAGCCGAAACCAGAGCAAAUUGUACUAAAACCUGUUAGAAAACUUCCUAAAGACGAAGAAACAAAGGAAGAAAUUACUUUGAAAUCAAUAGAAAAGAAAAAAGUUGAAGAAAUACCGGAGGAGAUCCGAUUGAAGCCAGUGACAAAAAUGGAUAAACCCGAAGAGCCGAAACCAGAGCAAAUUGUACUAAAACCUGUUAGAAAACUUCCUAAAGACGAAGAAACAAAGGAAGAAAUUACUUUGAAAUCAAUAGAAAAGAAAAAAGUUGAAGAAAUACCGGAGGAGAUCCGAUUGAAGCCAGUGACAAAAAUGGAUAAACCCGAAGAGCCGAAACCAGAGCAAAUUGUACUAAAACCUGUUAGAAAACUUCCUAAAGACGAAGAAACAAAGGAAGAAAUUACUUUGAAAUCAAUAGAAAAGAAAAAAGUUGAAGAAAUACCGGAGGAGAUCCGAUUGAAGCCAGUGACAAAAAUGGAUAAACCCGAAGAGCCGAAACCAGAGCAAAUUGUACUAAAACCUGUUAGAAAACUUCCUAAAGACGAAGAAACAAAGGAAGAAAUUACUUUGAAAUCAAUAGAAAAGAAAAAAGUUGAAGAAAUACCGGAGGAGAUCCGAUUGAAGCCAGUGACAAAAAUGGAUAAACCCGAAGAGCCGAAACCAGAGCAAAUUGUACUAAAACCUGUUAGAAAACUUCCUAAAGACGAAGAAACAAAGGAAGAAAUUACUUUGAAAUCAAUAGAAAAGAAAAAAGUUGAAGAAAUACCGGAGGAGAUCCGAUUGAAGCCAGUGACAAAAAUGGAUAAACCCGAAGAGCCGAAACCAGAGCAAAUUGUACUAAAACCUGUUAGAAAACUUCCUAAAGACGAAGAAACAAAGGAAGAAAUUACUUUGAAAUCAAUAGAAAAGAAAAAAGUUGAAGAAAUACCGGAGGAGAUCCGAUUGAAGCCAGUGACAAAAAUGGAUAAACCCGAAGAGCCGAAACCAGAGCAAAUUGUACUAAAACCUGUUAGAAAACUUCCUAAAGACGAAGAAACAAAGGAAGAAAUUACUUUGAAAUCAAUAGAAAAGAAAAAAGUUGAAGAAAUACCGGAGGAGAUCCGAUUGAAGCCAGUGACAAAAAUGGAUAAACCCGAAGAGCCGAAACCAGAGCAAAUUGUACUAAAACCUGUUAGAAAACUUCCUAAAGACGAAGAAACAAAGGAAGAAAUUACUUUGAAAUCAAUAGAAAAGAAAAAAGUUGAAGAAAUACCGGAGGAGAUCCGAUUGAAGCCAGUGACAAAAAUGGAUAAACCCGAAGAGCCGAAACCAGAGCAAAUUGUACUAAAACCUGUUAGAAAACUUCCUAAAGACGAAGAAACAAAGGAAGAAAUUACUUUGAAAUCAAUAGAAAAGAAAAAAGUUGAAGAAAUACCGGAGGAGAUCCGAUUGAAGCCAGUGACAAAAAUGGAUAAACCCGAAGAGCCGAAACCAGAGCAAAUUGUACUAAAACCUGUUAGAAAACUUCCUAAAGACGAAGAAACAAAGGAAGAAAUCACCUUGAAACCAAUUGAAAAAGAAAAAGUUGGAGAAAAGCCGGAGGAAGUCCGAUUGAAGCCAGUAAAAAAGAUAGAAAGACCCGAAGAGCCGAAACCAGAGCAAGUUGUAUUGAAAUCUGUUAAAAAACUCGCCAAAGAAGAAGUAUCAAAGGAAGAAAUUACUUUGAAACCAGCAGAAAAGGAAGAACUCAAAGACAUAAAGUCACAACCAGUAUCUGAAAUGCUAACAGAAAUUAUAGAGGAAAAACCCAAAAGUAAACAGCCAAUAGAAAUAAUUGAAACUCCUUGGCGACGUAAGCGAACAAAGAAAGUCGUUGAUUUUAAGGAUGAAGUAACAAUAGUGCCUAUUGAUCAAGAAGAAUCUGUUAUAGACGUUUAUGAAGAAAAAGAAGCAAUGAUAAUUACAAAUAAAGAUACUCAAGAUCUAUUUGAACAAAAGUUAGAAACUGUGCCAUCAUUUAAAGAAGAUAAGGUAACAGACGAAGUUAUUACAGGUGAAGUUUCGUGGAGAAAGAAUAAACAAAUACAUUUAAAGACAAAAGAAGAAAAAGAAAUGGUUAUGUUAAAAUCCAUUGGAGAAGUGGAAAAAUUAGACCUAAAACAACCCGAAGGACAUGUAUUAGCUUUUAUAGAAGAUGAAAAAUUACCCGAAGAGACAUACGAGGAAGACAAAGUUUUCGAAUUAAAAUCCGUAAAGCUUGCAGAGCAAAUAGCAGAAAUUUCAGAAGAGAAAGAUGAAAUCAUUACUGAAUCAGUUGUAAUAAAAUCUAAGAUAAAAGAAAAAGUGUCUGAAAAAGUCGCUUCUAAUAUUAUCGAUGAAGAAGCUGUCAAGUUACAAAUUAAAGCAGAUGUCACACAAGUAGAAGAUCGUAAGAGAAAACGUAGACAACGUACUCAGGUCGACAUAUCAAUUACAGAUAAAGAUAAAACGAUAGCUCCAAGAUUUAUUCAAAAAUUACAACCUGUUAUCGCUGAGUUGAAAAAAACUGCCAAAUUUACAUGUACUCUUAUAGGAAAUCCAUUGCCUGAAAUUUCUUGGUAUAAAAAUGAGCAAGAACUCCAUGCAAGCGAAAAGUAUACUAUGACUAUAUUUGAGACAACAGCAACCUUAGAAAUCACAAACGUCAAAGAAGAAGACGCUGGAAUGUAUUCUUGUAGGGCAUCUAAUCCAGCUGGUGUGGCAACAUCCACUGUCAACCUUGUAAUAUUUGAAAAAGAAGAGGAAGGCAUAGCUCCGCAUUUUUCAACGCCGAUUAAACCGUUAAUGAUUGAAGAACAUACACCUGCUUUAUUAGAAUGUAUUGUAACCGGUAUGCCAAUACCUGAAGUGAAAUGGUAUCGUGACGAAAAAGAAGUAAAACCAAAUGAAAGAACGGAGUUGAGUUUCAACCCAACUACGGGAGAAGCUAAACUAAAAAUUUUAGAACCAAUGUCCGAAGAUGAAACAAUUUAUCGUGUUCGUGCUAUAAAUAAAUAUGGCCGCGCUGAAUGCAGAGCUAAUUUAGUGAUCAGUAACAUCGUUAAAGUGAGCAAGCCAAUUGUUCUCAGAGCACCGCGAAUUACACGACCUUUGUCUGCUUUAAUAAUUGAGCGUGGAAAGUCUCUGAAACUUCUAGCUGAUUUUGACGGCAUACCGAAACCAGAAGUCAAGUGGUUCCGCAAUGGUAUUGAAAUUACACCGACUAACAAACGCAAAAUAGACAUUUAUGAAAGUACAACCGAAUUAAAUAUAAUAGAAGCAACAAACAAAGAUAGCGGCAAGUAUGAGAUAAGAGUUCAGAAUGAAGUCGGUGAAGCGAGAAGCUCGAGUUCUGUUACUGUUAAAGAACGCAAAGACACUAUGGACGAAGUAAAAGCACCAAUGUUUGUGGAACCUAUUCAGCCUCAACUUGUUGCAGAAGGAGAAGUUGUUAUCAUGGAAACACGAGUAGAAUCAUAUCCAGCAGCAUCUUUUCAGUGGUUCCAUGAAAGCAAACCUCUUGAGUCGACACCACAAGUAAGAAUUGUGACUCAAGAAAAUCGAUCAAUCUUAAUGGUGAAAGAAGUCACAUCAGAAUUUGCUGGUAAUUACACAUGUCGUGCUGAAAAUGUCGGUGGUUCGGUUACUUGUACAGCCACCGUUAAUUUGAUGGAAAUAACAUGGGAAGAAGCAAUUGAAUUAAUCUCACCGACAUUUGUAAAGAGACUAUCACCUAUAAAAGUUAUGGACGGUGAGAGUGUUAAUUUAACCUGCGUCGUUGAAGGGAAACCAACGCCCAGAGUGGAAUGGUAUCACAACGACAUGCCAAUUAAAGAAGGAAAAGAAAUUACAAUUAUUCAGGAUAUGGAAGGUGUUUGUAGUUUAGCUAUUACCGAAGUAUUCCCGGAAGAUGCUGGAGAAUAUACCUGUCGUGCUGUGAAUCCUGUUGGCGAAGCUGUUUGCAUGUCAACGCUCAUUGUUGAAGCGUACGAGUAUGUGCCGGAUUCUGAAAUUGCAUCUUCAAUAGUCGCGACAUCUCUUACUACAGGACAAAGUGGAUCAGAAGAAGAUCUUCUAUCUCCGAAAGAAACUCCUAUUUUCGACACUGAUAUAGAAGAAUCUGUACCAGAGAUAAUAAAGAAGCUUCCUCAGUUAGUUCCUACUAAAGAUGGGGAAUUAACUAGAUUGGAAGUAAAGGUGAAAGGCAAACCAAAACCGAAAGGAAAAUGGUAUAAAGAAGGAGUAGAAAUAGUCUCAUCGCAAGAAUUCCAAAUUGAGGAAUUUGAAGAUGGUACAUCAGUAUUAACAAUCGCCGAAACUUUCCCCGAUGACACUGGUGAGAUCACAUUUGAAGCUUACAAUCCACUCGGUGUAUCAACUACAACUACGUAUUUAUCAGUAGAAGGUAUACUCGGGACAAAAGAGUACAGAAAACCAGAGUGGGUCACACAGAUGGAAGAAAUGCAAGAGGCUUUAAAAGCUACACAAGCUGUUCCACGAUUUAUCCAAGAAAUAACGGACGUUUAUACAAAAGAGGGAGAUAUCGCUUUGUUUGAAUGUACCUAUUCUGGUAAUCCCAAACCAGAUGUUGUUUGGUAUAAGAAUGAUAAGCUUAUAAUGAAUACGAACAAUGUAAAAGUACGUAUAUUUGAUAAAGAAAACAGAACUACUCUAACAAUUAAGCAAACUACCAAAGAAGACGAUGCCACGUAUGUUUGCAAAGCUACCAAUGAAAUUGGUAUGAUAGUAACAAAAGCCAAACUUAAUAUCGAUACUACUAUCAGCGAAUCACGGUUAAUGCCAGGCGAUAUCAAAGAAGAAGAAAAACUAGAUAUAAAGUUUAAAAAACAAGAAGAGAAACCACAUAAAAAGAAAAAAAUUGAGCUAAAGAAGGCGAAGGAGAUCAAAGAGAAAGUAAAAACUGAACGUCUUAAAAUUGAAAAAGAAGAAAUCCAUGAAGAGAAACUUAUUCCGAAGGAACAGAUAGAAGAAAAAAGAACUAUCGAUGUUGAAGAGACUCAACUAUUAGAAAGUACAGAGUUUAUAGAAGAUAAACCCGAAGAGGUUUCUAGAGCACGAAGAAUAGUACCGAUUCAAGAACCAAUUGUAACUGAAGCAAUAGCUUCUUUAAAGAAAAUUGACGAUCAAAAACUACGAGAACAAAUACCUAAAUUUGAAGAACGUGCCAAACAAAUUGUCGAAGAGCAAGAAAGUGUUGUCGUGUCAGAAAUUACGAGUGAAGAUAUUGCUCCUGACUUCACUAUCGAAACAAAACUUGAUCACGCUCAAGUUACCUCGGAAAUUUUACAGAAAGUUGCAGUCUCUGAAGCACAUGUAGAAAGUAAUAUGCAAGAAACGAAACGUACAGAAACAAGGCAAAAAAAGAUAAAGAAAAUAAAAGCUGAAAAAAUUAAAGAAGAUAUUACUGUAAAAGAGAUUGUGGAGCGACAAAAAGAAAACAUAGCUCGGGAAGUCGAUGAGAUAAUGGAAGUACUUGAUGCGACAGAAUUUGGGCCGGGAGAAUCUCCUCUUCGAGAACUCGCGACAAUUGGCUACUUAGUUCGACAAGGUGUUUCCGUAAACGAAAUUAACGAAUGCCUUUACAAAACUGAGAUUUUUCCUGCUCUAAAGACCCCCGAUGCUCAAAAUGCUUUGGUUCAAUUGGUGGAAAGAAAAGGUCACGGUCCCUUGAUUACCCAAGUACUUACCGAGGAGACGACAACUGACGAAAGUUUCGUUGCAGCGACAGUCGGUUUUCGUGCUUUUAUGAGAAUGGUUGAGCUUCAGCAUGCAACUGUGGAAGAAGUCAUUAUACACUUUGCUCCAGAAGAUUUCAAACCACGUGCUUGGGAAGUUACAGAAAUUUCCGAGGUUGAUACUGAGCAACAUGCUACAGAAAGAGUAGAUAUCGUUCGCAAAAUGGAAGUUCAUUUUAUGGAGAGGAAGGACGAAAGAAAAGUUACUCAUAUACAGGAUAUUCGAGAAAUUAAAGGUACCAGAGAAGAAGGGCUGUAUCAGGAAGAAGAAUCAAUUUAUGAAAUACCUGAAGAAAUUAUAGAAGAAGUUAUAACAAAAGAAAUAGAGUUCCAAAAAGCUCAACUCCUUAUACAUAAAGAAGAAUCGGUAGAAAUUACAAAAAUAGAUCUCAAGGAAGCACCAAUAGAAAAAAAGAAAACGUCUAUCAUAGAAGAGAACGAGAGUAUUGAAAAACCGAUACAGAAAGACAUUAAGACAAAAAAAAUACCAAAGAAAAAGGAUGAACGUGUUAAAGUAAUCGAGGAAAUAAAAUCAGAGGAAAUUGUUGAAAUGCCAUCCAAAAAAAUAAUUAAGAAAAAGGAACAUAUAAUAGACACUGCUGACGUUCUUGAGCAAGUCGUAGAAGAAAUCCAAACGGACAUGCCAAAAAAAGAAAAGGCUAAAACUAUCAUGGAAGAUAGAAAAGAAACUGUUACAGUUACAAAAAUAGAUACACAGCAAUCAAUUGUUAAAGUACCUGAAGAGAAAAUUGAUCAAAAACCAAUUGAAGAUACUCAAAUAAUUGCUAAAGAAAAAAUAGUCGAACUUAUCGAAACACCAAUAGAAAAGAAAAUAAAGAGAAAAAAGGGAAAAUCUCAUGAAGAUAAUGUGCUACAAGAAAUUGUUGAAGAAAUUGUUUUAGAUAAACCAGAGAUAGAACAAGCUCAAACUAUAUUCACUCCUAGAGAGAGCAUCGAAGUUGUGGAAAUCUUAACUGAAUCCUCCGUUACUAAAUUCACAGAAGUUGAAGCUAUACCAAGAGAAGCUGCGAUACACGAAAUUAAAAAAGAAGAAAGCCCAUUAAAGACAAUUUUACGGGAAGAAACAAACACGAUUCCUGUACAGGAACAAAUUACUGUUGAAGUUACUAAGGAAAUACUGGACAAAAAACCAAAAGAAGAAGAAAUAAAAUUGACUAUCAUAACAAAAGAAGGAAUCGAAGUUACUGAGGCAAUUCCGGACACUUCUACUGAAGAUCUACUUGAAACGAUAAAACCAGUGAAAGAAACAAUAUUGCCAGUGAAAGAAGAGGAACCACAAGUUGAUAUAAAAAAAGUUACUGUGAAGAAAGCACCGAAAAGGGUUAAACCAGUACAUGCAAGUAAACAACAGGUUAAAGAAGAAAUAGUCGAAGAUAUUACAUUAGAAAAACCAACACAAGAAAAAACGGAAGAAAUAAUAGUUGCAAAUGAGGAAAUAGAAACUACGGAAAUUAUUUCUGAAAUCACAACCAAUGAAAUUGAUAAAAAUAAAACACAGGAAGAGCAAAUUAUGCUAGAAAAGAUAGAUGAUAGUGUAAAAUCAGCUAUAGAAGUGAAGGAAGAUCGAUCAGAGGAAGCAAUAGAGGACAUAAAAAUGAAAAAGCCCAAAAAGGAAAAGGCUAAAAAGGAUGUACUUUUACAAGAAAGUGUUGAAAUUUCAGAAGUAACAACAGAAAUAGUACCUGAAGAAUUUAUCACGGAAAAAAUGUUUGCUGAAGAGGAAGCAGAAUCAAGUGUUACACCAAUAGAAAUUAUUGAAAUUACUAAAGUUGAUCUAGCUGUAGCAGAUGAUGAAAUAACAAAAAAGAAAAAAGCAAAACCUAGGAAGACUGACAUUAAAGAAGAAAAAGAGAAAGAUUUAGCUCCUAUCGAAAAAGAAAAGGUCACUCCAGAAAAAAAACAGAAAGAAGAAAUAGUAGAAAAAGUAACAUCCAGCCAACCUAAAUUAGAACAAAUAAAAAUAGAGAAAGGUGCACUAGAAACUACAGAAGAAGUGACAGAAAUAAUUCCCGAAGUUAAAAUAAAAGAUACUUUAAAGGAGAAAAAACCCGAAGAUGAAUUGAAGGAAAUAAAAACAAUACAUCCCGACAAAAUAAAGGAAUUUGAAAAACCAAAAGAAGAAAUUACAUCUACUGCAGAAGAAAAACUAAUGGAGCUUAAACCUACCGAGAAAAUAAAAGAAAAGAAAGUUAUAAAGAAAAAGAAGAAAAAAAUCGUUAAGAAAGAUGAUAUAGAGGAAUGGAUAGAACCUGAGUAUGAAAGACCUGUAUUAGAGCCAAUGCCUGAAAAAAUUCAAUGGGAGCCAAUGAAAAAGAAGAAAGAAAAGAAAAUAUUGCCUGAAUCUGUGCAAAAAUUAAUUCCACAGAAAAUUGAAAGAAAAGAAAUCAAACCUACAAAAUUAAAAUAUGUCGAACCAAUGCAAGAAACAGUCCAAUUUGGCACAAUUAAAUUGAAAAAAGUACCAAUUGUUAAGAAAAAAGAAAUAAUUGAACCAAUAUUUCCUAAAAUCAUGUUACGAAGUAGAGUUACAUUUAUCGAUGACUAUCCGACACAAUUACAAAUACCAAAAGUUACGUAUAUAGAAAAAAAUCCAAUACAAGCUGGCAUUUUAUCUAGAAAUACAGAAGAAGCAUUACAAGUUAUAAAGAAGAAAUACAAAAAACCUAAAGUCUUAGAGAAAGAUUUGAUUGAAUUAGAGAAAUUAGAUAAAGAGUUUGAAGAACUAAAAAAAGUUCCUUUAGAACAAAUAGAAGAUAAAUCUAUUUAUGAACGUACACCCAAGAAGUCGCAGAAAACGUUCGAAGAACCACAAAAGCUCAUUAUUGGAAAAGGUGAAAUAAAACAAGAAGAUAAAAUUAUUCCGGAAGAGAUCAAACUAAAGAAAAUACCGAUAAAGAAACUAGAACAAGUAACAGAAAAUAAAGAAACACCUAAAAUAAAAGAAUCCAUAGAAGAUACGCCUCUAGAAAAAGAACAACAACCUCAAGAAACAUUCACAUCUGAUGAAUUCAAACCAAUAAAAUUUGAUAAGCCAGAAAUUGAAAAAUAUGUACCUGAAGAAUUCGAAAUAACCAAAAAACCAGAAACUGAACCUGACUCGAAGUCAUAUAAACCAUUUAAGAGAAAAAAACCUGAACAAGAUAUGGAGCAAAUUCCUAUAAUAAAGGGUAUACCAAAGCCACAGGAACCUGAAGAAGAACCCGAGAUCAAUUUUCGAAUACCAACUUCAGAAAAACCCGAAGAUGAACCUGAAACAAUAACUUUAAAAGGCUGGACAAAAAAUAAACCCGAAGAAGAAAGCACAGAAGAACAGCCAACUAAGGAAAAAGACAUUAUACCAACUACGCCUAAAGACAUUAUUGAUGACUUUACAGUAAAACAGAAGAAAAAACAGAAAAAGAUCAAAGAAAAAGAAAUAAAGUCACAGGACAGUAGUGAGGAUACUAAGUUAAAAAAUAUUCCCGAAGAAAAGAAAGAGAUACUAACAGAAGAAUUAAUUGUAAAAAGAAAGAAGUCAGAACCGAAAGAAAAGCAAGAUGAAUUAGAUAUUUCUCAAGAAGUGUUAUUAAAAAAACCAAAGCAGUUUGCUGAAGAUAAAAUAGAAACUGAAGUAUCAAUUACAAAACCGAUUACCAAGGAGAAGAAAGAAGAUGCCAAAGAAAUAUCUGUAAAAGAACCUGGUCCAAAAGAGCAAGAACAAAUGCCAGAAGAAAUCACUGAAAAAGUAGUACUAAAGAAACUAAAAGAAGAAUCUGUCAAGGAAGAAGACGCUGAAGAAGUAACGAUUAAAAAAUUAAUUACUGAAAAAAGAAAAGAAGAAACUGAGGAAGUUACGUUUAAAAAGAAACCAAAGAAAAAGACUGUUACAGAGGAAUCUGCUGCAGAAAUAACUGUAAAGAAACCUAUUCCAAAGGAGGAAGAGCAAGUGUCGGAAGAAAUCUCUGAAAAAGUGGCACUAAAGAAACCAAAACAAGAAAUUCUCAAGGAAGAAAUCGCAGAUGAAGUGACAAUUAAGAAAUCGGUUGUCGAAGAAAGAAAAGAAGAUGUGGAAGAAGUCACCGAAGAAGUUACGUUGAAGAAGAAACCAAAAAAGAAGCCCGUUACAGAGGAACCUGCUGCAGAAAUAACUGUAAAGAAACCCGUUCCAAAAGAGGAAGAACAAAAGCCGGAAGAAAUCUCUGAAAAAUUAGUACUAAAGAAACCAAAACAAGAAAUUCUCAAGGAAGAGAUCGCAGAUGAAGUGACAAUUAAGAAAUCGGUUGUCGAAGAAAGAAAAGAAGAUGUGGAAGAAGUCACCGAAGAAGUUACGUUGAAGAAGAAACCAAAAAAGAAGCCCGUUACAGAGGAACCUGCUGCAGAAAUAACUGUAAAGAAACCCGUUCCAAAAGAGGAAGAACAAAAGCCGGAAGAAAUCUCUGAAAAAUUAGUACUAAAGAAACCAAAACAAGAAAUUCUCAAGGAAGAGAUCGCAGAUGAAGUGACAAUUAAGAAAUCGGUUGUCGAAGAAAGAAAAGAAGAUGUGGAAGAAGUCACCGAAGAAGUUACGUUGAAGAAGAAACCAAAAAAGAAGCCCGUUACAGAGGAACCUGCUGCAGAAAUAACUGUAAAGAAACCCGUUCCAAAAGAGGAAGAACAAAAGCCGGAAGAAAUCUCUGAAAAAUUAGUACUAAAGAAACCAAAACAAGAAAUUCUCAAGGAAGAGAUCGCAGAUGAAGUGACAAUUAAGAAAUCGGUUGUCGAAGAAAGAAAAGAAGAUGUGGAAGAAGUCACCGAAGAAGUUACGUUGAAGAAGAAACCAAAAAAGAAGCCCGUUACAGAGGAACCUGCUGCAGAAAUAACUGUAAAGAAACCCGUUCCAAAAGAGGAAGAACAAAAGCCGGAAGAAAUCUCUGAAAAAUUAGUACUAAAGAAACCAAAACAAGAAAUUCUCAAGGAAGAGAUCGCAGAUGAAGUGACAAUUAAGAAAUCGGUUGUCGAAGAAAGAAAAGAAGAUGUGGAAGAAGUCACCGAAGAAGUUACGUUGAAGAAGAAACCAAAAAAGAAGCCCGUUACAGAGGAACCUGCUGCAGAAAUAACUGUAAAGAAACCCGUUCCAAAAGAGGAAGAACAAAAGCCGGAAGAAAUCUCUGAAAAAUUAGUACUAAAGAAACCAAAACAAGAAAUUCUCAAGGAAGAGAUCGCAGAUGAAGUGACAAUUAAGAAAUCGGUUGUCGAAGAAAGAAAAGAAGAUGUGGAAGAAGUCACCGAAGAAGUUACGUUGAAGAAGAAACCAAAAAAGAAGCCCGUUACAGAGGAACCUGCUGCAGAAAUAACUGUAAAGAAACCCGUUCCAAAAGAGGAAGAACAAAAGCCGGAAGAAAUCUCUGAAAAAUUAGUACUAAAGAAACCAAAACAAGAAAUUCUCAAGGAAGAGAUCGCAGAUGAAGUGACAAUUAAGAAAUCGGUUGUCGAAGAAAGAAAAGAAGAUGUGGAAGAAGUCACCGAAGAAGUUACGUUGAAAAAGAAACCAAAGAAAAAGCUCGUUACAGAGGAACCUACUGCUGAAAUAACUGUAAAGAAACCCGUUUCAAAGGAGGAAGAGCAAGUGCCGGAAGAAAUCUCUGAAAAAGUAAUAUUAAGAAAACCAAAAGAAAAAUCUGUCAAAGAAGAAGUCGCUGAUGAAAUGACAAUUAAAAAACUAAUUGUCGAAGAAAGGAAAGAUGAUGUAGUUGAAGAAAUUACUUUAAAACCUAAGCCAAGAAAAAAGAUGUUCGAAACGGAAGAAAUGUCGGAAGUAAUUAUUGUGAAACCUGUAAAAGAUAAGAAAGUAGAAGAAGAAAUUGCAGAAACAUCUGCAGAUAUAUUAUUAAGGGAAAAAGAACCAGAAAUUAAAGAUGUAAUUACAGAGGAAUUAACUAUUCGAAAAAUCGAGAUUAUAGAACAACCUGAAGAAGUAAUUGAAGAAUUUACUUUGAAACGCAAACCACCGAAAAAAGCUCCGAAACCAAUUGAAGAAAUUUAUGAAGAUGUUACAUUACGUAAAUUACGACCAAAGAAAAAGUCUAGACCGGACAUCAAAGAAGUUACUGAAGUGGAGAAUGUAACAUUUAGACCACGUUCUACAAAAAGAAAAGAGGAUGUAGAACAAGAAUUUAAAAUCUCGUUAAAUACAUAUGAAGAAGAAGAUAUUUCUAUGUCCGGUAAAGUGCGUCUAAAACCAAAAAGACGGCCGCUUACAUAUUCUGAAGAGACUGGAGAGGAAACAAUUAAAAUCAUUCAAGAAAUCGAAGAUUCUGGUCCGAUUAUCGAAGAGGUCAUCAAUGAAUCGGAAGAAGAAGGGAAAGAAGAAUAUAGCAUUGAAGAGCUUGAUAUCGACGAAAUGAAUAUACCGCUAAGACGAAAGAAAAAGAAACAAAAAGUUCCAUAUACUGUAGAAGAAAUUGAAGAUGCUGUUAAAUUGCAAUUAAAUCGUGAUAGAAAAUACUCAUACGAGGAAGCUGAUACCGAAUCUUUGGCGCUGAAGUUGAAAAGCAGGAGACGUAUUUCCACAUUCGAAGAAGAAGAAGCUUCUCUCAGUAUUACUAAAGAAGAGGAAAUAUCCGAAGAAGUGGAGGAAUAUAUUGUUCGGGAAGGUGAUACAAUGUUUUCAAUUUGUUCUUAUAUUGCUGAAACAGAAGAAGCUAUUAAUUUAGUAGAAGGGGAAAAAAUUUAUAUUAUCGAUCAUACUAAUCAGGAUUGGUGGUUUGUAAAGAAACACUUGACCGAAGAAAAAGGUUGGGUACCGGCGCAAUAUUUAUUGGAUGAAGCACGUUAUACUAUUUACUUGCAACGAAAAUUGCAUGAAAAAAUUGACAAAUUGCCAAUCUUUGAGAAGCCUGCCCCCGGAGAAAAAGCCUCAGCCCCAAGAUUUAUUGAAAAAUUACAACCAAUUCAUACAUUAGAUGGUUACACCGUGCAAUUCGAAUGUCAAGUAGAAGGUAUACCAAGACCACAAAUAACUUGGUUCCGUCAAACUGCUAUUAUCAAACCAUCUACUGAUUUUCAAAUAUAUUAUGACGAAGAUAACGUUGCUACCUUGAUAAUCAGGGAAGUCUUUCCCGAAGAUGCCGGUACUUUUACCUGCGUUGCGAAAAAUGCUGCAGGAUUUGCGUCCAGUACUACUGAGCUUAUUGUCGAAGCUCCUUUGUCAGAUCACGGAUCAGAUGUUACUGGUUUCUCGAGAAAAAGUCUUUCGAGAGAAUCAUCUUUAGCCGAUAUAUUAGAAGGUAUACCACCUACAUUUUCCCGAAAGCCGAAAGCGAAAUAUGUAAAUGAAGGUGACGAUGUGAUAUUGGAAUGUCGAUUGGUCGCUGUACCGGAACCAGAAAUAACAUGGCAUCACAAAGACGUACCAGUAAUUAGUCAACAGAACAUUAUUGUUGCAACUGAAAGUGACAUGCAUAUGUACUGCAGUGUCGUAAACUUCACUAAAAUUCAAAAGAAGCAGGAGGGAAGAUACAAAAUUAUUGCUAAAAACAGAGAGGGCGAGGCUACUAUUGAUAUUCCUGUAAAGGUAAAAACUGGAAAGAGCGAACCACCUGAAAUUUUAGAACCAUUACAAUCCUAUAUAGUUAAAGAAGGUGAGACUGUUGUCUUAUCGACUCAAAUAGUCGGUAAUCCAUCACCGAAAAUAACAUGGUACAAAGACGGGAAGCCGUUAAAGGGCUCGCAAUUAAAGCAAGACGGACAUGUUAAUACAUUAAACUUGAUCCAACCUCAAAUAGCAGAUAGUGGGGAAUAUUCGGUUACAGCUAUCAAUGAUAUGGGCAAAGCUGAGACUCGGGCUACAUUGACUGUUGAGAUUAACUCCAUAUCACAAGUCAACAUUAAUUUUCAACAUUGUAUAAACGACAAGUGUGUCUCGUUUGUUAAGGAAGUACCAAGUGGCGCUCCAGAACCACCAUUAUUCACCAAACGUUUCCAAGAGGUAAUCGUUCCGGAAAAAGAUACUUUUAAGUUAAUUGCCAAAGUUACUGGUAAUCCCGUUCCCGAAAUUACUUGGCUUAGAAAUAACAAACCGCUUGAUAAAUCGGUCAAUAUCAUAGAAAGUUAUGAUGGUGAGAAUAUCCUACUUGAAAUUAAAAAUGCAGACUCUGAAGUUGAUGCUGGAGAUUAUAAAUGUGUCGCUAGUAAUCCAGUCGGAAAAGCUUCUCAUGGUGCAAAAGUUACAGUAGAUGUUGCCAAAGUUUUUUUCACAAGGAAUUUGCAAAAUGAAAUUAUAGUCAACGAAUACAAAACUCUAGAAUUAAGCUGUGAAACAUCCCAUACUGUUUCUACGAUAUGGUGGCACAAUGAUAAAGAAAUUAGCGGAAUGGAUCAUCGCGAGAUAAUUCAGGAAGGACGUCUACAUAAGUUACUUAUUAAGAAGAGUGGUCUUUCCGACGCAGGAACAUACAAAUGUACUGUCAAGAAUCAAAUGACGUUUAGCAAUGUUAUUGUUAAGGCUACCAAACCAGAAUUUGUCAGGAAAUUGCAAGACUUUGAGGUAAAAGAACGCGAUGUGGCGAUUUUAGAAGUUGAGAUCACAUCUCAAACGGCCGAUGUCACAUGGCGAAAAGAUGGUGAAUUAUUAACAUCAAGCAAAGGAAAACUAGAAUUUAUGAAAGAUGGUACCAUAAGGAAACUUUUCAUCAGGAAUACAUCAGUUCACGACGAAGGCGAAUACAUAUGCGCUCUUCUAGAUCAAGAGUGUACAGCGGAAGUUACAGUUGUCGAAUUACCACCGGAGAUCAUUAUCAAAAUGCAAGACAUAACUAUAGCUACAGGAGAGAAAGCGACUUUCGACAUAGAAUUAACAAAAGGUGAUGCUCUGGUACGCUGGUUCAAAGACGGACAAGAAUUGCAAUUUUCUGAGCACGUGCGAUUGUCAAUCGAUGGCAAAAGACAAAAAUUGAAAAUUUAUGACACUGAAGUAGAAGAUGCAGGAAUCUAUUCCUGUCAAGUUGGUAAUCAAACUUCGUCAGCCAGACUGACAGUCGAAGAAUCCGAAGUAGAUUUUAUUAAAAAAUUACCAGAUAUUACUUUAGUGCCUCUCAACAUUGAUGCAACUUUUCUUAUCGAAUUAUCACGUGCCGAUGUACCGGUAACAUGGUUAAAGAAAAAUGAAAUGAUCGAUUGUGCGCAAACAUCGAAAUAUAAUGUUAUUGACGAAGGAAAUAUUAAAAAGCUUAUUGUUAAAAAGUGCACAACCGAAGAUAUCGCUGAAUAUACUGCUGCAGUUGCCAAUGUGAAAACAUCAUCGAGAUUAAAAAUCAAAGUUAUUGAAACAUCACCUAAAAUUCAUCCUGAUACGCUUAAAAAAUACAAAACGAUGAAAGACGAUGACAUUGAUAUUGUUGUCAAAUUCGCGGCUAAGCCAAUUCCAAUUGAUGAGUGGAGCGUCAAUGGCCGUAUUCUUAAAAAAUCUAAACGAAUUAUUCCAUCCAUUGAUGAAUGUUCAGCCGUCUUAAUAAUCAGAGACGUACAAGAGAAAGAUUGUGGUGAUUAUACUUUAAAAUUAACUAAUCCACAUGGAGAGGAUAGUAUAGAAAUUAACGUCAUUGUUGUGCAGGUACCCGGUGCACCAGGAAUUCCAGAACCUCUUGAAAUAACCGAUGAUAGCAUUACUCUUCAUUGGAAGAAACCAGAUAUAGAUGGACACUCCUCGAUCAUAGAAUACAUUUUAGAAUAUCAAGAAAAGACAGAAACUUCAUGGAGCAGAAUCACGGAAAUAAUAAUUGAAACUACAUAUAAAUUAACCAACUUAAUCACCGACAAGGAAUAUACUUUCCGUGUAACAGCUGUUAAUGAAGCUGGAUCAGGAGAAGCAUCGUUAAAUACGCCAUAUCUAAAAAUUUCCAAGUUAUCAGCGUCUGAGCCACCGACCGUUCUUGAAGCACUUAAAAGUAUCGUCAUUGGAUUAGAAGAGACCGUCACACUUUCUUGCGUAAUCGGUGGUGUACCGACACCUCGUAUUACAUGGUUAAAAGAUGGCAAAGCCUUCGAAGAUAGUGAUAUUACAUACGAAAACCAUUUAGCUAAAUAUACUAUUCGAAAAACCACUGAGACAUCUUCGGCCACAUUUACAGUUAAAGCUCAAAAUGAUGCAGGAAUGGCGGAAACAUCAUGUCAAUUAAAAAUUCAAGAAUCUCCAAAGAUCACUUGCGACGAAAAUUUAAGAAAGCAGAGACUAACAGUGGGCGAUAAAUGGAAAGCCGAGAUUCGUUUCAGUGGUUUCCCAAAACCGGAAGUAAUGUGGACGAUAAAUAACAAAACAAUAAUUGAUAAGCGCAUUUCCAUUGAGACUAAGGAAAAUACAUCUAUUAUUAUGAUUUCUUCGCUUGUUAGAAAUGACACAGCUAUCUAUACAGUGAAAGUAUCGAACGAAGCCGGUAGUUCAUCGAUGGAAUGUCAUCUUCGUGUUAUAGAUAAACCAAGCAAACCCCAGGGACCAGUUAUCGCGAAAGAAAUUAGACAAGAUCGCGUCACCAUAGAAUGGCGACCGCCGAUCGAUGAUGGUGGUGUUGAACUGGAAAGAUAUACCAUCGAGAAAUGCGAAAUGAAUAAGAAAGUUUGGACAAAAGUAGGUGAUGUUGACAAAGAAGUUGAGAAUUUCUGUGUGCAGAAAUUGCAGCAAGAUGUCGACUACCUAUUCAGAAUAGUUGCUAGAAACUCAGUCGGAUCCUCAGAUCCUUUGGAAUCCGAACCAAUUCGAACAAGAACUUCAUUCGAAACACCGGGCCCACCGAGAGGACCACUCGAAGUUUUUGGAAUGACGGAAACAUCAUUCACAUUAAAAUGGGAACCACCAAAGAAUGAUGGCGGGACUCCUAUUAUAGAAUACAUUAUCGAAAUGAAGGAGACAUCUAAGAAAACUUGGCAAAAAAUUGCGAAUACAAAGGGGGAAGUCAAUAAUGUUAUUGUAUCCGAUUUAAAACCGGACACAUCGUACAAUUUCCGAAUAAUAGCUAAAAAUAACGUUGGUAUUGGUCCUCCGUAUACAGCAGAAGAAGUGAUUACAACCGGUAAACAACCGAAAUUAAUAAAGCUUACAGAAAACAGCAUAUACGCGCUACUAGGCAUAUUUCCAUCAAUCAAAACUACCGCCAUUAAGACACCACCUUCGUGCCCGCUAAACGUCCGAGCAACAAAUGUCACUAGCAAAAGCGUCACUCUCAGUUGGUCACCACCAACUACAACAGGAGGAUCGGAAUUGACAGGUUAUAUAAUCGAGAAGAGACCAUUAAUCGGAAAAGGCGCCAGAUGGUCAAAAGUUGUCACUUUGGAUGCUACAACACACCAAUAUUGUAUAGAGAACCUAAAAGAAAGCGAAUUCCUCUUUAGAAUCUUUGCUGAAAAUAGUUUAGGUCUUAGCAUACCUACUAAUUCCGAGCCGAUCACGCUAAAAACUCAUGCCAAUAUUCCAUCACCACCUACUGCUCCGUUAGAGAUGAGACAGAUUGCAGCGAAUACAAUGGUAAUCGAAUGGGGUAGACCCGAAUCAGACGGUGGUGCAUCUCUCGAGGGUUACAAAAUUGCUAUUAGAGACGCGAAGAAAACUAUGUGGAUGGAAGUGGGAAGAGUUAGCGCGGACAUACAAAAAUUGAACAUUAGAGAUCUGCAAGAGAAUCACGAAUAUCUCGUAAGAAUCUUCGCACGAAAUGAGAUCGGAUUUAGCGAUCAUUUGGAAUCGGAAGAACCCUUCAAGAUCGUACCGACAUCAGAACUGUCAUGCGUAGAACCAAUUGCAGAGGCUAUAGACAAAGGUGAGACCGCAUCGAUCAGCUUUAGCACAGAAAACACAAGUUCAUGGUUGAGAGAACAUAAUAUGGAUGCCGAUAUUCAUUCAUACGCGAGAGCAAGAUUACUUAGGAAAGAUGAAUACUUUUUCCGUAUUUGGCACUAUGCUAAAAAGUUGUUUGAAUAAGCAUUUGUUAUACAUGUGUAACUUUGAACAUUUCUAUUAUUAUUGUAAAGUAUCGACGGAUAUAAUUGAUCUUUUCCGCAAUCGCAAUUUUAUUUUUUCAUCGAACGCUGCAUUAUGUAUGUACAUUAUAUCUCUCUCAAUGUAUUUAAUCAAUGUGCAUGAGUCUAAUUCUUGAAAUAAUGUAUCGGUGAUAGAGCCAUGAAUUGUUCCUUUUUAAAAUUGAUUUGCGUAUAAUGAUUAUACAUAUAUGUCAAAACCAAUUUACGUAAGACUGGAUGGUGUUUACUGAGUGUUAAUUUAGUUAGGGUAAAGUGAUUUUCUUUUUGACGCUUUUAUUAAAGCGCUCAAGAAAUUGAACUUUAUUGUACGAAUGAUUCAAUUUUUAUUCUAGUUUCGUGUUUUGAAAUAUUACAAAUUACGCUUUCGUGCAGUUUUAUAAAUUUUAUUUCCUGUCACUAAUGCGCAUUGUUAAAGUAUUAUGUAUUUACUAGUUGGUAAUGACAAGCAUUAUACUUGGAAAAUUCUUUGAAAUUUUCAAAUAUGCGGCAUUCUACAUCUAUUAGUGACGUAUCUAUUUAGAGAUGUGACAAUGUAACGUUCGUUUCUAUUUGUUUCUAUUUCUUUGGCGAAGCUAGAGCAUACGAUUAUCUUAGUAUGUGUUCUCCAAGUAUGUAUUGAUUGUUUCUUGUUAUUAUUAUCCGCGAUGUUAAUUUAAUUUUAAUUAAUAUUAUUAAUCAUAUCGAUAUAUCAAAUUAACAAAAUAAAGAAAUAUCACGCGUGUUUGGUAAGUGAGACGUGAAAUAUAGGUGCAAUCGUGAACUAUUAUCAACCAACGACGCGUCGCAUAUUUCAUAUUAUUUA